ACAUGUACUGUAUAGGUAAAUAAAGUACAUGUUGUAUUGAGCCAAGAAAGCAAAUACAUAUUUUAUGUUUGCACAAUACAAUACGUAGGUACCUAGGUACUUGUAUCACCAACUGCAAGCGUCAGCGCUGAAUCAUCCAAAUACAAUAGGUACCUAUGAACGACAAUAGUGAGUAAAACAGCAGCAUAUGAUUUGAUUAUUAAAUGUUGAAGGAACCACUCGUUUUUCUUCCGUUAUAAUUUUGUAAAAUCAGAAGUUUAACAUCAGUAUAGUAAUUCGUACGUAGACUAUAGGUACCCAUCUAGGUACCUACGCGAAGAACGUUGCAACAGACACUUUUGAUUUGUUCCUUGAAAUCUCUAAGUCUCCCUAGCAAAUUUACAACUUGAAACGAAAUGUUUUAUUUAGCUACUUUGUUCAUUAUAAUAUUCGUUAAUGUAAUCCUGCAUACCGAUGGAAAACUUCCAUUUACUGAGGAUACUUUGAAGGAUAAGUACGGGGACAUUAUUUUUUCAACUGUGAUUUUCCGCCACGGACAUCGAACGCCAGUAACUCAAUACCGGUAUGCUGAAAAGGAUCCUCAAGCUGAGGAAUAUUGGAAGGAGAAUUGGCCUGAAGGGAUAGGACAAUUAACUAAACAAGGGAAACAGCAGAUGUACUCAUUAGGAAAAUGGUAUCACGAAAGAUACGAGUCCCUGGUUUCUGAAGGAUACAAACCCGAUCUUCUCAAAGAAGAAAGUUCAGAUGUAGAUCGUACAAUAAUGAGUGGUCUAACUUUUCUGGCUGGAUUUUUAUACCCUAAUGAAAACGAAAUGUGGGCCGAUGAUGGUCUGAAGUGGCAGCCGGUACCAGUACGACAAAUACCAUUGGAUCAAGAUUAUACUCUCGCUCUCUAUGGAGUCAAAUGCGAUAGAUACGACCUGGAGAAGAAAAGAUUAAAAGAGCAUGAAUUAAUGAAAACUUAUUAUGAAAACGAAAAGUAUCGAAAAGUUUUUGAUAUCAUCAACGCCAAAUCUGGAUUAAAAGCGACACCGGAUGAUAUGAUUCAAGCAAUUAAAAACGCUUUCAUGUUGUAUGAUAUUUUUUCCUUAGAGAGAGCAAGAAACAUAGACUUACCAGAUUGGGCUGCAGAAAUAUAUCCAGAACCAUUAACAGAGAUCGCAGGUCUUAAUUUUACAUUAAGAGUGCAUACAGACCAAAUGAAAAAAAUUAAAGCUGGUGUAUUAAUUGGAAAAAUAAUUAAGGAAAUGGAGGCGAAAGUUGAAGGAAAAGAACCUCGUACAUUUCAUCUUUAUUCCGCUCACGAUUUCACUGUUGUUGCAUUACUCAAGUCACUAAACGUUGAAAACUACGAUGGGCAUGUAGCUGCUCACAGUUCAUCUGUAAUGAUCGAGUUGAGACAAAAAAACAAAGAUCACGUUGUGACGAUUUUAUACAAAACUUCGGAUACCUCGGAACCGCAGUUUUUGCAUGUGAAAGAGUGUACUGAUUAUUGUACAUUGGAUACAUUUAAAUCAUUAACCAAACAUUUGAUAUUGGAACAGAAGGAUUGGAACACAGAAUGCACUAUUACACCGGCGGAAAAAGCAUAUCUUGAUGAAAAGGUGCCUGAGGCUGAAUCAAGCCAAGCAAAAUCAACUUCUGAUUAAAUCAUUGAGCAGAAAGCAUAAUCCUGAGAGCUAUAUAGGUAGUGUAGGUAUUUGAAUAUACCUAAUACCUUUUUAAAUUACUUUUACAUGUACCUACUAUUUAAGAGAAUAUAGAAUAAUGAUUAGAUAAUAAAUUAAUCCUCAUCAUGUAUUGUUUAUAUAGAGUUUAAGUCCGCAUAUUUCUCCAAUAAAUACCUAGAUAUUUUA
Molecule: messenger RNA, 1856 nt
Organism: Planococcus citri (citrus mealybug)
Lineage: Eukaryota; Metazoa; Arthropoda; Insecta; Hemiptera; Pseudococcidae
Product: prostatic acid phosphatase-like
Exons: 10
Coding region: 396-1649 (417 amino acids)
Biological process (GO): dephosphorylation
Molecular function (GO): phosphatase activity
Source: RefSeq, a predicted model, not a curated record